Molecule: messenger RNA, 2318 nt
Organism: Drosophila navojoa
Lineage: Eukaryota; Metazoa; Arthropoda; Insecta; Diptera; Drosophilidae
Gene: CngA
Product: Cyclic nucleotide-gated ion channel subunit A
Biological process (GO): monoatomic cation transmembrane transport
Cellular component (GO): plasma membrane; intracellular cyclic nucleotide activated cation channel complex
Molecular function (GO): intracellularly cGMP-activated cation channel activity; protein-containing complex binding; cGMP binding
Source: RefSeq, a predicted model, not a curated record
CGCGUGCGGCAUUAACGUCGCGUUUGCAUGCGACAUUUCAAAGUCAAAGCCAUGGUGCAAUCUUUGGAUAUAGCAGCCAUAGCCGGACAACAACAACAACAGCCACAACAGAACGAUGCGGAGCCGAGCAAAGGGAGCAAACCGUCAGCGUUGCGACGCACGCUGCAGGCGCUGCGGCAACGUCUGACAAAACGGAAUCGCGCCAAGCCGCCCGACUGGUUCCUCGAGAAGUUCUCGAAUGCCACCAACACGGACAAAUUAGGCAAAACCGGAGCCAUGGACGAUGCGGCGCUAUCGAGCGAAAUUCGCGGCAGCAGCGCUCUAUGCAAUCGCCUCUCCGUGGAUCCCACACUGCAGUCCCAUUACAGGUGGCUCGCUGUGGUGUCGCUGGCGGUGCUCUAUAAUAUCAUCUUUGUGGUGGGCCGUUCCGUUUUCUGGGAGAUCAACAAGAAUGCGCCCGCCGUUUGGUACACGCUGGACUAUCUGUGCGAUUUCAUUUACCUGCUGGAUACACUGGUGCACAUGCACGAAGGCUUUCUGGACCAGGGUCUCCUAGUGCGCGAUGCGUUCCGGCUGCGGCGUCAUUAUUUCCACACCAAGGGCUGGUACCUGGACGUGCUCUCCAUGCUGCCCACCGACCUGGCCUACAUCUGGUGGCCGCCGGAGACCUGCUCCAGCCUGUAUCUGCCCUGUCCGGUGAUUGUGCGUCUGAAUCGCUUGCUCCGUCUGCCCCGCCUCUGGGAGUGGUUCGAUCGCACCGAGACGGCAACGGGAUACCCGAACGCCUUUCGCAUCUGCAAGGUGGUGCUGGCCAUUCUGGUGCUGAUCCACUGGAAUGCCUGCAUGUACUUUGCCAUCAGCUACGAGAUUGGCUUCAGCUCCGACUCGUGGGUCUACAACCUGAAUGGCACGCGCAACAAUACGCUGCAGCGACAAUAUAUCUAUAGCUUCUAUUGGUCAACGCUGACGCUGACGACGAUUGGUGAGACGCCGACGCCCGAGAAUGAUGUUGAAUAUUUAUUUGUGGUCGCCGACUUUCUCGCCGGCGUCCUCAUCUUUGCCACCAUUGUGGGUAACAUCGGCUCGAUGAUAUCCAACAUGAAUGUGGCGCGGGUGGAGUUCCAGAAUCGCAUGGAUGGCGUCAAGCAGUACAUGGCCUUCCGGCGUGUGGGCCAUGAGCUGGAGGCGCGCGUGAUACGCUGGUUCGCGUACACCUGGUCGCAGAGCGGCGCCCUGGACGAGGAGCGGGUGCUGGCCGCGCUGCCGGACAAGCUGAAAGCCGAGAUAGCCAUACAGGUGCACAUGGAUACGCUGAAACAGGUGCGCAUCUUCCAUGACACCGAGCCGGGCCUGCUGGAGGCGCUGGUGCUCAAACUGAAGCUGCAGGUCUUCAGUCCCGGCGACUACAUCUGCCGCAAGGGCGACGUCGGCAAGGAGAUGUACAUUGUGAAGCGCGGCAAGCUGUCCGUCGUGGGCGACAAUGGCGUCACCGUGCUGGCCACCUUGGGCGCUGGCUCGGUGUUCGGCGAGGUGUCCGUGCUGGAGAUAGCGGGCAACCGGACGGGCAAUCGGCGCACGGCGAACGUACGCUCGCUCGGCUACUCGGAUCUCUUCUGUCUGGCCAAGCGGGAUCUGUGGGAGACGCUAGCCGACUAUCCCGAGGCGCGCUCCACGCUCACGCAGCGCGGCUGUCAGCUGCUGCGCAAGGACGGGCUGCUGGACGAGCAGAUCUUUGCGGAUUCGCAGCGCGUGCACGACAGCAUCGAGGGCGGCAUCGAGAAGCUGGAGCUGUCCGUGGAGAACCUGAACAUGCGACUGGCGCGCCUGCUGGCCGAGUACACGGCCAGCCAGGCCAAAAUCAAGCAGCGUCUGGCCAAGCUGGAGCUCAACAGCGGCGGUGGCGGAUCUGGCGGUCGGGACGGUGCGGAGCCACAGAUGCGAACACGCAGCGGUCGUCUCUAUUCCCUGCAGACCAAGCGGCGCCCACGUGCCCGCCUUGAGGCAGCUGCCAAAUGCGGCGAUGUGGCCAAACAGAACACGCUCUAAGCCCGGGCAGAGGGCCAGGGCCAGCCGCAUGGCGACACUCCAGUGAUAAAUGCAUGACGCUUCGCGCAGAAGGCCAAGGAGUUAGUACAUAUGGAACAAUGGAGCAUGGACAUGCUGCAGAUUACAAAGUUGCUAUCCAGUUGGAGUUGGAGCCGAGUUGGCUGAGCGCCAGCUCCCGUGCUUUCAAAUCAAUUUUUAAUUUUAACAAUUAGUUUUACGGCAGCGCCAAGCAGGUGCCCAGCACAAAGAGAGAGAGAGAGAGCGAGAGAGGG